CUUGACAGCGCUGUUAGUGUCGCUACGAGCAAUGCUGCUCUUUUGUUAAGUAAAGUGGUGAGAAAUCUUUCUCCAAAACAAGAUUUAUGUGAUUAAAUGAUCACUACCACCACACCUGCUGACAUUAGUUACUGCAGGUGAAGGUAACGCGUCCUUGUUGGCUUCCACGACUACUUUAUUUGGCUUUAGUUAGCUAACAACAGCAGCAGCUGCAGGUCUGUGCGGAGGAGAGGAGGAUGUCGCUCCACGGGAAAAGAAAAGAGAUCUACAAAUACGAGGCUCCAUGGACGGUGUACGCGAUGAACUGGAGCGUCCGGCCAGACAAACGCUUCCGGCUGGCUCUGGGCAGCUUUGUGGAGGAAUACAACAACAAGGUUCAGCUGGUGGGUCUGGAAGAGGAGAGUUCAGAGUUUGUCUGCAGGAACACAUUUGACCACCCUUACCCCACCACCAAGAUCAUGUGGAUCCCAGACACCAAGGGGGUUUACCCGGACCUGCUGGCCACCAGUGGGGACUACCUGCGCAUUUGGAGGGUCAGCGACACAGAAACACGUCUGGAAUGUUUGCUGAAUAACAACAAGAACUCAGACUUCUGUGCUCCUCUCACAUCCUUCGACUGGAAUGAAGUUGAUCCCAAUCUGCUGGGUACUUCCAGCAUCGACACCACCUGCACUAUCUGGGGGUUGGAGACCGGUCAGGUGUUAGGACGGGUGAACCUGGUGUCUGGGCACGUGAAGACCCAGCUGAUUGCUCAUGACAAAGAGGUGUAUGACAUCGCGUUCAGCCGUGCAGGAGGUGGUAGAGAUAUGUUUGCCUCUGUGGGGGCCGAUGGAUCCGUCCGCAUGUUUGACCUCCGGCACCUUGAGCACAGCACCAUCAUCUACGAAGACCCCCAGCACCAUCCGCUGCUCCGCCUCUGCUGGAACAAGCAGGACCCCAACUACUUAGCUACAAUGGCCAUGGACGGCAUGGAGGUGGUCAUCCUGGACGUACGUGUGCCCUGCACUCCGGUGGCUCGGCUGAACAACCAUCGCGCUUGUGUCAACGGCAUCGCCUGGGCUCCUCACUCGUCGUGUCACAUCUGCACUGCAGCCGACGACCACCAGGCUCUAAUCUGGGACAUCCAGCAGAUGCCCCGGGCCAUUGAGGAUCCCAUCCUGGCCUACACUGCUGAAGGGGAGAUCAACAACGUGCAGUGGGCGUCCACGCAGCCGGACUGGAUCGCCAUCUGCUACAACAACUGCCUGGAGAUCCUGCGUGUCUAAAGCCACCCGACGAAGAAGAGGAAGCUCUUUUCUUGUUUCAGAUUUGGACUUGAUUUUUAGUCCUCGUCCCGCUGCGUUCAAGACAAAGUCACGAGUGAACUUUCUGAACGUGUUUGGAGUAUCGCACACCUACCCCACAAUAACCUGGUUUACAGUUUGUUCCAUGUCAUUUACUCCUAUUGUUCUAUUAAACGUGUUUAAGCUCUUAUUUAUUUUGCUCACAAGGUAGUGUUCAGAUAAACUCUGACUGGUUGUCUAUGACAAUCGGAUUUUUAUACUUGUUGGUGUGAUUUCAGCCAGCUGUGAGAUUAUCUUGAAGGGUUUAGAUGUUUGUGCGUUUCAUCUGUUUGAGUUGUAAACGUUGAUACGAACUACUGUAGGUGGCAGAAGAUGACCUCUCCAGGUUAGUGCUGUAGCCUUCUUGUGGACUCUUACCAUAUUAUUGGUGAUUGAAAUAUCCGUAUAUUAUGGUCUUGUCUACCCCUGUACAUUUUUUUCAAAUGGGUGUAUGUCCAGAAUCUCAGACUUGAGGCUCAAACUUGUGACCUGUGCAACUUUUAUAAAUUAUAAACUAACCUGAGAGGGAUUCGUAUCGUACCUACAGUGGCUUCUGUCAUCGCAUGGUGUGUUUUAGUUUGGCUGGCGACGCUGUGAGGCAGCCAUGUACAGCAGCACUCAGAACCUACCAGAGCAAUGUCGUUCAGCCUUUUUGAACUCCCGACUUUUUCUCUUCUUCUUUGUUUGUAGAGGAUUGUGCUUUGAAAGCUGCUUUUCUCUUUGUGUUUAUAGAGUGAGUUGUGAAACGGGAGGAGCGUGAAACAACUUUCUGACUGAGUCUGCCUCUCUUUUUUGUUGUUUUCAAUAAUUAAAGGGUCAUGUCCUUGUAGCAUGCCAAUACAAGGCAAAAAUGUACAUACAUAUAAAUAUAUCAACGCAAGAUGUUGGUAAGACAAGUGUUCAUGUUGUAGCUUUUUCAUAAAGUUUAUUAUUGAAUUUGCUCUAAUAAAUUGUAUUCCUCCGUGUCCUAGGAACAAACUUG
Sebastes umbrosus (honeycomb rockfish) is the source of this 2304-nucleotide messenger RNA. It is a transcript of the gene dcaf7, whose product is annotated as ddb1 and cul4 associated factor 7. The record is from RefSeq and is a predicted model, not a curated record. Gene Ontology annotation, molecular function: protein binding. The transcript has 7 exons. The coding region runs from base 237 to 1265 and encodes 342 amino acids. Lineage: Eukaryota; Metazoa; Chordata; Actinopteri; Perciformes; Sebastidae. Gene Ontology annotation, cellular component: nucleus.